Messenger RNA from Salvelinus sp. IW2-2015, 3264 nucleotides. The record is from RefSeq and is a predicted model, not a curated record. Lineage: Eukaryota; Metazoa; Chordata; Actinopteri; Salmoniformes; Salmonidae.
CAUAAUUCUCACAAGAAGUAAGGUCCAGCUGAAUAAUGGUCUUAUGUUUAGGAAACCAGAAGGAGAGGGGUUCGCCAGCUUCAGCUGGAAUGUCAGUUUGUUGUGUGAUGAGUGAUGGAAGUAAGAGUAUGUAUGGUGUAAUCAUAGAACAGAGGCCAUAAGUCUCUAAGUCUGAAUGCCUCACAGAAAGAAGGCAGAAACCUGAACCAGGACGAGGUUCCACGUUUGAUGAUCCAAGGGGACCAGAAGGACCUCUCCCAGUGAUACCAGGAGAUCUAGUGUACAUUUGAGUGUUCCGGAGGAAGUGGGAUCAACCGAGGAGAGAAGGACCAUACGAGGUGGCCAAAGCAACAAGAACGGCCGUCCAAGUGAAAGGAAGCCAGACGUGAUACCAUCUGAACCACUGCACCCGAGUCCCAACAGAGAGAAGGACACAACCAUAUAGAGAUGAGGACACAGAGGAUGCUGAUCCACCAGGCAGGAGCCCGGAAGGAGCAGGAACAGCGAAAGCAAUCGAGACGCCAGGGAGGAGCCAAAAGAACAGCAGACCAAGUGAAAGCCAAAAUACGACAGGUGCAUCGCCUAAGGCACCCAGAAGAAGACGAAGGAAAGACAACCCUGGAGAGAGAACCUGCGAACAACCAGUAUUCUCUCCUGUGGGGCCAGAGAGUCCAGGGAUGGGGGGGAGUAACAUGCCUGCUACUCUUGAUGACAUACCUGUUGUGGCAGACCUCCUUGAAGGAAACCCUCCACAGUGGGACCCCGAAGUACCACCUACAGAAUGGGAACAUCUCUUCCCUGAAAUUAAUACUUUUCCAGAUGGAAGCCCAGUCUGGCCUGAGGAGGGAGCCUCAGGGGAAGAAAGAGGAGGAGAGGCCUCACAAGGAACAGAAGGAGAGACCCCACAAAGAGGAGGAAAAGUCCCGCAAGCUGAAGAAAAUGGGGAUUUCCCCACAAUUGACUUUUCAGCUCUUGGAUGGUCCCCUUAACAGACAAUUGAAAUUAGAACCACAGAAGAACAAUGACAUUGACAUAACAGAAGUAACAGUGAACGCUAGUAUAGAAUCAACAGACUCACGCACAAUCAAGAAGUAUGGUGUAAGCAGGAAGAGAAGAGAGGAAUCAGCCAAACAAUCCAAAAAGACUGACAAGGUUAGAAUCUCUGUUCCACCUCAACUCAUAACAGAAGCAGGAGAACUGAAGUCUAUUUCAAUCAUAAGGACCAAACCCUUACCGGAGAUUGCACUCUGUGGAUGGACACAUCACCAAACAAAGGGAGAAGUCAUUUGGGACCCGAAAGGAUGUGACCUGACAUUAAUCAAAGAAAAAGACGAGUGGGUGCUCAUCAUGAACAAGAUUGAACCAGUGGAAGGUGAAGAACAUAUAGUUGAAAUAACAAGAACAACAGUGACCGAAGAGAGUAGCAGCACGGUCAUUAGAAUUGAUCCCACCCCUGCACCUGAACAGGAAGAACCUGUGACAACUAGAACAACGACAACAACAAUGGUGGCAGCUGCUGUGAAGACUACAGUAGCUACCACUAAGAUAACAUCAACUGCCCUUACCAAGCAGUCCACUGUACCCACAAAGAAACCUGAGACAUCAGAACCAGAAGGGUUUUUUACUGACAUUUGGAACUUUCUGAUAAACACUAACAAUCUGCCUCGAGAAAAGGACAAUGUGACUCCAACUGAUGCUUUAACCCCAGAACUAUACAAGGACAACUCAUUGGAGAAAUUAGUGGGAAAUGAAUGGUAUGAAUGGGCUAAGUAUACGGCAAACAAACACAGAAUGGACAAUUGUAUUUAUUGUAGCAAAUCACCUUUGUCUGAUCUUUUGAUAGUACCUGAACUUGCAUCAUUUGAAGAAUGUGUUAAAUGGAAAAUGUUCAAUGUAUUCAGAGAAAAUACUACAUUCCUUUGUGUAACAUAGAAUGCAGUUUGGCAUUAGGUAACACUAAAGGCAGAAGUGAAUUAAAUAAAAAAUAUGUUGGGAGAACAUGAAUGUGCAACAUAUGACAUAAGAACUGAAUUGAAUGAUCCUCAUAAUGAUAGGUUUACUAUUGUAAAAAUAAAAAAUGAAUGUUUCUACAGCUAUGGAGAUAAUGGGAUGGAUGUGGGAAACACUAUAGUUAAUUGAAUAAACUAUUUGGGUGUUAGAAACUGCAGGAGUUAGUAAAUUUGAUAAAGGAAUGGUUGUGAAACACAAAGGUAAAUGUGGUAAUAUAACUCAAGUAACAUUAUAUCUUGAAAUGUUAAAGAAUCAGGAUUAAGGAAUAGCUGAUAGUUUCUGGAUGUGUGGGCAUACUAUAUGCUCAUUGCUUCUUCACAAUAUAAUGAUUGAUUAUAAGUGUUUUAUUUUUUACAGAAUAGAUAUUUUACUCCUAUCUAUGUUAUUGUUUGGAGAUGUUUGGUCUAGUUGGGUUUUGUAAGUGUUUUAUGUUUCAAAUUGGAUCUUUUACUCCUAUCUGUAUUKACGUUUGGAGAUGUUUGGUCCAGUUGACCUAUAUGCUUUAUUCACAGUUAACCUGUAUGCUUUAUUCACAUUUGAUAAUCUUUUUGCCCAUCUUUGGUAUUGACCUUCACCAUCUUGAUAUCCUUUUAGUAUAGUGUGUGGGACUGAUUAGCCCCAGAGGAGGGAUUUGUGGUAGUUAUUGUUACAUAUAGAGACAUACAGUAUAUGACACUAUUGAGCAAAGACAGGUGUACAUUAGACCACAAGAGGAGAAGGCGACACUUGAGUGCAUUUGCCAUUCUGGAAAGAACAGGAAACCAAAGAUUAGCAGACAUGAGUGAAGGGCCACAGGCUGGAGGGAACAGGAAACCAAGAAUUAACAGACAUAAUGGCCAAAGCCAUAAAAUGCAUAAAUGCUUAGGGUAAAGAGGAAGAGGCGACAUUUAAGUGCAUUGUCUAUUGUAGAGGACAGGAAACCAAAGCAAGGCCAUGAGUGCAUAGGACAGCUGGACAUACUGAGGUCAGAGGGACACACAAAGGAGGGUGCCAGCCAAAUGACCAACAGAUGGACUAUAGACAUAGUACAUAUAUCAUUCUUAGGACACGAAAGGGUCCUGCCACCAUUGUAAUCUAAUCAAGAGCGGAUACAGGCGUUAUUGGGCAUGAACAAGCAGGAAGCCUGAACUGAAAGAUAAUGGUGGCAGAUGACCUGAGGGAAGUAACUUCAWUAACAUGUGGAAUGYACUCAUAUGCUGUGUGUGUAUAAAUACAGAGCCAGUGCUCUGGGAAAGGGUGUGUUCCGCGGACCAU